Messenger RNA from Anopheles coustani, 1207 nucleotides. It is a transcript of the gene Vkor, whose product is annotated as vitamin K epoxide reductase complex subunit 1-like protein 1. The transcript is spliced from 3 exons. The record is from RefSeq and is a predicted model, not a curated record. Lineage: Eukaryota; Metazoa; Arthropoda; Insecta; Diptera; Culicidae. Bases 293 to 826 code for a protein of 177 amino acids. Gene Ontology annotation, molecular function: vitamin-K-epoxide reductase (warfarin-sensitive) activity. Gene Ontology annotation, biological process: peptidyl-glutamic acid carboxylation; vitamin K metabolic process.
CAGCGGAGCGGUAUGCACAUGGUUGAUAAUACCUGCUUGUCAAAACACGGCCGUCGCAGACGUCAACACCGCCCGGAACAGACGCGAGCUAAAGCUGUUCCCUUUAACUCUCAUCUGAGCACCGAAAGCAUCUGAUUUAGUCGGUAGGAAACAAAGCCGCGAAGUGUUCUAACUGGUACGCUGGUGCAAACAUCGGGCAUUCCAUAUUGCCAGCACACCGUGGCCACUGGUAGCCGCUUGCGAAGGAGUUUACUGAUCCUGGACCCGGAAGCACAUCAGAAGCGCACAAGCGAUGAGCACAGCGACGGGCAACUGCAAGUGUUCCUACACGGUGGGACUGGUAGGACUGAGUGCGUUCGGCUUUCUCUUGUCCCUGUACACGUCCUACGUUGAGCUGCGUGCCGAACAAGAUCGUUCCUAUCAGGCCCUAUGUGAUAUAAGCGAACGCAUAAGCUGCACCAAAGUGUUUACCUCGAGCUACGGCCGUGGCUUUGGCAUCGCGGGCAAGGUGUUUGGCGAAGCGUCCGCCCUGAACGUGCCGAACGGAUUUUACGGCAUAUUUUACUACUUCCUGGUGGCGGCGUGCAGCUUUAGCGACCACCUGCGCAUCGCCCGGUUGAACAGCUACUUGAUCCUGCUUUCGAACGGACUGUCGCUGUACUUGGCGUACCUGCUCUACUUCGUCCUGGAGGAUCUGUGCAUCGUGUGCGUCACCACCUACGCGGUUAAUCUGAUCAGUCUCAUACUGGCGCUCCAGAAGAUACAGGUACUGGUACGCGAGGAGCAGGUGAUGCGAGCGAUCAAUGUAGCAAAAAAGAUAAAGUAAUGCGCAAAACCCGCUCAGACAUGAUGUUAUUCACCGAUCCGUAAUCGUUUCUUAAGCACUUUGUUGUAAAUUUGCGUUGAUAUAUUUGUAGCUUAGAAACAUUCCUUUGCAGUCAGAUUGUCAGAUAAUUUAAUUACACGUUAAUAUGUACUGCAGAACAUUCCAGUAGCUCUUUUAAAGGUAUGAAGGGAUUGCGAUUCCAAUACCAUCUCAGGAUCCACCAAAUUCUCUAUGGCCAAAAAUGUCGUACCGUACCCGUGUUGCAACGUUUACUCUGGCACAGUUUGUUCAAUCUUACCAUACUCGUUAACAUGCCAAAAAGAUGCGUUUAUUCCGUUGUAAAGUGUUGUGGUUGUGACAAAUAAAGAUAAAAUAAAACGU